CCCACAACGGCAACGGUAGUUGCGUCAACACCUGUAGAUCGGGAGAUACCCAGAGCAAACAAGUCCUCAGUGCCCCUAGUUCUCCUGGCAAUAAACCAUCAUCCAAGAAAGAAGGUCUUUCUUUAUUGAUACGCUUACUAAGGUUCUUCCAUCUUGCAGUUCUACUUUGAUUCCUAGUGGCGUCUUAAAGUUGACAUCUCGAGGAAGGUGAAGCACUCCUCAGUUGCCGAUUCCUGUAAACUCUAAAAAUAAAGUUGAUGGAGCACACUUCGAGCGAGGAUGAUGAACUGAUCGAAGACAAUGUUGAUCUAGAAAAAGAUAUCAUGACCUCUGAUGUGGAGCAGCAGGCUGGAGAAGUUGCCGCUACCCUUCAUUUCUUCAACCACCAGGAUAAUUCUUUAGCAUUUGUGCAUUCCAUUGGAAAUGAGCUCAUUGUAUCUGAAGCAGAUGUGAAGAAUCAGGACCCUCAUCUUGGAAUGGAGUUUGAGUCUGAUACUGUUGCCAGGUUGUUUUACAAUGCUUAUGCGCUGCAACUUGGGUUUGGAAUCCGUGUCGCCAGGUCUCGCAGUGAGAGACGAAAGGGAGUUGAGGUUUUAGUCAUGAAGAGAUUUGUUUGUUUGAAGGAAGGCCAUCACAAAAAGAAGGUCACUGAAUUGACUAACAAGAAGAAGAGGAAGCGUCUCUCGAUAAGGGAUGGAUGCCCUGCAAUGAUGGAGGUGGUUCGCAGAGGUGCAGACAGAUGGGUUAUUACUAAAUUGGUGUUGGAGCACACUCAUGUUGUUGUUAGUCCAGAUAAAGUGCGUGAAAUCCAGCUUAACCAAUUAUCCGGGAAGGAUCGUGAACAUGACAACUUUUUGAGAGAGAUGAGGCAGAAGAUUUUUGGGGAAGGAGGUGCUCAGGGUCUCCUGGAGCAUUUCAAGAAAAUUCAAGCCGAGAAUUCUGGUUUUUUCUAUUCAAUGAAUGUGGAUGAUAGGAAUUGCUUGGCCAACAUAUUUUGGGCUGAUUCAAGAGCUCGAAUUGCUUACAAGUACUUCGGCGAUGCUGUUGUAUUCGAUACAACAUACAAGAAGAAUGAGAAUAUGAUGCCGUUCGCUGCAUUCAGUGGUGUCAAUCAUCAUCUAAAACCUGUUAAUUUUGGAUGUGCAUUGAUAUUAGACAAGACUGAAUCAUCCUAUGCUUGGUUGUUUGAGACUUGGUUGACUGCAAUGUCAGGACGCCAUCCAAUCUCGUUAACCACUGAUCAAGACAAGGCUUUGGGAGCUGCUGUUGCAAAGGUAUUCCCUACUGCUUGCCACAGAAUCUGCAAAUGGCGUAUCUUAUCUAGAUGCAAGAAGAAGCUCUCUGAUGUUUACUCGAGGUAUACUACUCUGCCUGAAGAGCUAAAAAGAUAUGUCUUGGAGUGUGAAACAGCUGAUAUGUUUGAAGCAUGUUGGAAGCUGGUUAUUGACAAAUAUAAUCUUAGGGAAAAUGCCUGGUUGCAGCUAGUAUACAAUAUUCGUAAUAAAUGGGUUCCUGCAUAUCUGAAGGACUCAUUCUUUGCAGAAUUAUACACCACUCAAAGAUCAGAAAGUAUGAACACUUUCUUCCGAAAGAACUUCGACACAAGUAUCUCCCUGCCAGCUUUCAUUUCUAAGUUUAAUCAAGAAAUGGAUAUUCGGUACGAGAAGGAAAUGCACGACGAUUUUGAUGCGUUGCAUUCCCAACAGAUUCUGAAGACAGAUUUGCAUAUGGAGAAACAAGCAGCCAGUAUCUACACAAGGUCAGUAUUUGAAAGAUUUCAGGCUGAAUUGGUUGAAGCCUUGGAUCACUAUGCUGUCAAAUUUCAGGAAGGUACUAUCAGCAAAUAUACUGUCGAAAGGGACGGAGAUGGUCAUAAAAGGCAAAUUGUUGCCUUUAAUGAAUCGGAGAAAAAAGUUGUCUGCACUUGUUACAAGUUUGAGUCAUCUGGUUUAUUAUGUAAGCAUGUGCUUACAGUCUUCUUCUGCAACGGUGUGAUUUUGCUACCAGAACAUUAUAUUCUGAAGAGGUGGACAAAGAAGGCAAAGAGUGGGAUUGUCUUGGACGAAAGAGAUGUCGAAAGUCAAAAUUACUCUCAAGAAUCUCCGAUUUUACGAUAUCGCGAUAUCUUCCGAGAUGCUUUAAAGGUUGCUGAGAAGGGAGCAGCCUCAGUAGAGAUUUACAGGAUUGCAAAAGAGGGGCUACGCAAAGCUUUUCUGGAAAUUGUUGGUCUUGAGGAAGAGGCACUCAAACAUGGGUUUCGUCAUGCUUUGAACAUCUGAAAAGAAUUAGCUUUGAUGGAGCUUGCAUUGUUUCCUGUUUAAUAUCCACUUCUCUGAAAGAACUUUCAUGGUUGGAGACUACAUGUUUUAAUCUGAUGCUUCAGGAAUGGCUUGCUUUUAUGAGUUUUUCAUGUUCCUGGAGAAGUUGAUGUAAAUAUUUUUAGAAUUUCAUUUUCUAUUAUAAGCUACAAUUACCUAUAAGUACACAUUAUACUG
Messenger RNA from Phalaenopsis equestris, 2495 nucleotides. RefSeq names its product protein FAR1-RELATED SEQUENCE 5-like. Lineage: Eukaryota; Viridiplantae; Streptophyta; Magnoliopsida; Asparagales; Orchidaceae. Gene Ontology annotation, biological process: regulation of DNA-templated transcription. Gene Ontology annotation, molecular function: zinc ion binding. The record is from RefSeq and is a predicted model, not a curated record.